Messenger RNA from Pisolithus orientalis, 1641 nucleotides. Its product is annotated as DNA glycosylase. The coding region runs from base 1 to 1641 and encodes 546 amino acids. Gene Ontology annotation, biological process: base-excision repair; mismatch repair. The transcript is spliced from 7 exons. Gene Ontology annotation, cellular component: nucleus. Gene Ontology annotation, molecular function: adenine/guanine mispair binding; purine-specific mismatch base pair DNA N-glycosylase activity; oxidized purine DNA binding. Lineage: Eukaryota; Fungi; Basidiomycota; Agaricomycetes; Boletales; Pisolithaceae. The record is from RefSeq and is a predicted model, not a curated record.
AUGCCUAAACGGCGGCGUGGCAGCACAACAUGCGAAUCAGACUCAUUCAGCGAACGUCUAAGUGAGGAAGAUUCUGACCUAUCCUUUUCCGAUGUUCCAACGCGAAGAAAGGCACCAAAAUCGACACGUAAAACACGAACAUCAUUUCAACCACCAAAAAUAGCGGAAAACGACGCGUCUUCGACAGCCCCCACACAUUCUAUCUCUACACAUGUCGUUGCGGAUUCGGAGAUAGAUGAAGUUCGGGCGUCCUUGCUUGAGUGGUACGAUAAAGUUCACGACGUCCGAGGAAUGCCAUGGCGAAAGCGAUACGAUCCUUCGCUAGGGGGAGAGGGUAGGGCCCAACGGGCAUACGAGGUUUGGAUAUCUGAGAUCAUGCUCCAGCAGACACAGGUGGCGACUGUGAUACCAUACUAUAACAGAUGGAUGGCAAAAUUCCCCACUAUUGCACAUCUAGCAGGAUCAGAUAUCGAGACGGUUAACGGCCUUUGGAAAGGUCUUGGUUAUUACUCGCGAGCAGCACGGCUUCUACAAGCUGCUCAAAAAGUCGUUAAGGAGCUUGAUGGCCGUCUUCCUGACAAUGCAAAGGACAUGCAAGCGAAGAUUCCGGGUGUCGGCCGGUAUAGCGCCGGUGCCAUUUGUUCGAUUGCUUAUAAUGAAUGUGUUCCCGUGCUGGAUGGGAAUGUUCACAGAUUACUCAGUCGAUUCUUAGCACUCUAUGCCCCUCCGAAAGGAAAGCAGACCCUGGAUGUACUGUGGGCUGGAGCUACGGCUUUCGUCCAGAAUUCUUCGCGGCCUGGUGACAUUAACCAAGCUUUGAUCGAGCUUGGAAGCACGGUUUGUAAAGUGCGAGAGCCUGCAUGCUCCGGAUGCGCGAUAAGUUCAUGGUGUCGGGCGUACAAACGAACUCAGGGUGCUUCUACGGAACUGGGCGUGACACUGGUAUUGAAGCAUCGUGCACUCUAUGCGAAACCGCUCCCAGCAGAUGAUAGGGAGGCUGGCCUCGUUACUAUAUAUCCGAUGAAGGUUGAACGAAAAAAGGCAAGAGAGGAGUUGGACAUCGUUCACGUCAUCGAGUGGCGUAAGGAAUACAAUUCCCAACGAUGGUUCAUACUAGUUCGUCGCCCAGAAGGGGGUCUUCUGGCCGGAUUGCACGAGUUUCCUACAGUGCCAGCCGUCUCGGAUUCACUAUCCACAUGCGGAAAUGACCCAGAGAUCGUGGGCAAGGUGCUAUUUAACUUGUUUGUAAACCCACCGCCUCCUUUCUUUAAGGAACCGAAUGCCCAGGAAGUUGGCUGUGGGAACAAGGGGGCGCUUCGAGUGGCCAUGAUCAAGCCUGUGGGAGAUGUUGUACACGUCUUCUCUCACAUCAAGAAGACCUAUCGCAUUCAGUGGGUAAUUCUCGAAGGUGGAGGUGAUAAGCCACCAGAGCUGCAGAGCGAAUCAUGUCUAUCGACCGUACCCACCCGUGAGAUGAUCGAGGGAAAUGGGAAGGACAAACGGAGAAAGGUCUCACGCACGCCUAAGGGUGGUAAUGCGAACACCACACCCCAGUGGGUGCCCUUAGAAGAGGUUGAGAGUGCUAAUAUCGGAACUGGUGUAAUGAAAGUAUGGAAACUUACGAAGGCCUUAUGGGAAUAA